UGACUAAUUUGGCUACCUGCCUCCUCCAGCCCUGUCACAGGACAACUGCAGACCCAGGAAGAGCUUGCAAAAGCCAUCACAGCCAUGCAGCAGUUUGGAGGCCUGGAAGCAACAGGGAUACUAGAUGAAGCUACACUGGAAUUAAUGAAGACACCUCGUUGCUCUCUACCUGAUCUUGCUGAGUCAGAGACCAGGAAGAAGCGGCACACUCAGGCCGUGACAAAGUGGAAUAAAAGGAAUUUAUCUUGGAGAGUCCGCACCUUCCCCAAAGAAUCCCACCUGAGCCAUGACACGGUCCGCGCCCUCAUGUACUAUGCCCUGAAGAUCUGGAGUGACAUUACCCCAUUGAAUUUCCACGAGGUGGCGGGUAACAAUGCUGACAUACAGAUAGACUUCUCCAAAGCGGACCACAAUGAUGGGUAUCCCUUUGAUGGGCCUGGCGGAACGGUAGCACAUGCUUUCUUCCCUGGAGACCAUCAUACCGCAGGAGACACUCAUUUCGAUGAUGAUGAAUAUUGGACCUUCCGAUCAUCAGAUGCCCAUGGGAUGGACCUGUUUGCCGUGGCAGUCCAUGAGUUUGGCCACGCUAUCGGCUUGACUCACAUCUCUGCAUUAGAGUCUAUCAUGAGACCCUAUUACCAGGGACCGGUGGGGGAUCCCCUGAAGUAUGACCUGCCUUACGAAGACAAAGUCAGAAUCUGGCAACUGUAUGGAGUCAGGGAUUCUGUGUCCCCAACAGCCAAGCCUGAAGUAACCAAAACUGACGACCACCCUGUUCUGCCAGAGCUGCCAGAGAACCGCUCCACUGUGCAGCUCAGAAGAGAUAUGCCCAACAGGUGCAACACUCACUUUGACGCUGUGGCUCAGAUCAGAGGCGAGGCUUUCUUCUUCAAAGGCAAGUACUUCUGGAGACUGACUCGCAAUAAACACUUGGUCUCCCUCCAGCCAGCUCAGAUCCACCGUUUCUGGAGGGGUCUCCCCCUCAACAUGAACAGUGUGGACGCGGUGUACGAGAGAACCAAUGACCACAAGAUCGUGUUCUUCAAAGGAGACAGAUACUGGGUGUUCAAAGACAAUAACGUGGAGGAAGGAUACCCUCGGCCAAUUUCGGAUUUUGGCUUGCCACCGGGAGGCAUCGACGCUGCUUUUUCCUGGGCCCACAAUGACAAGACUUAUUUCUUUAAGGACAGUCUCUACUGGCGCUAUGACGACCAUGAGCGGAGGAUGGAUCCCGGCUAUCCUUCCGAGACCACUUUGUGGAAGGGCAUUCCAAGCACGUUAGAUGAUGCAAUGAGAUGGUCAGAUGGUGCAACCUAUUUCUUCAGGGGCAAGGAGUACUGGAAAGUGUUGGACAAUGACUUGGAAGCAGAACCUGGUUACCCUCAGUCCAUCGCCAGAGACUGGCUGGUGUGCGGUGAUAUGCAGUCUGAUUCUCCAGACUCGUCAGGGAGCAGCAGGACUGGGGCGCGCUCCAAUCAAGGGCAGCGCGAUGAGAGCCGUUCGGAAAACGGCUAUGAGGUCUGCUCAUGCACCUCCUCCUCCUCAGAUUCCCUCUCGGCCCGCCUGGCGCUCAGACUCUUAGCAAGCCUUGUGCUAGCAAGCGUGUGGACAGCAGCAGUGGCUUGUGCAGCACUAUGACAUCCAGUAACAUGGACGAGAAGACGUUGCGGUGCUUCAGGGACUGGUAGUGGAUAGAAUCACACCAUGCUACACUGUUACAGCUGAAACAAACAUGCCUAGGAACAUGGCAGCGAAGGUUUCAAGUUCUCCAUGAGAAGUGAACUGGGUUUAUUUUUAUUUUUUAGUUAAAGAUCUGAUAAUGGACUGUGGGUUCUGCACCUUCUUAUUCCCCCAGCCAGCUAAAGAAUAAAGACGUUGCUGAAUAUUAGUUACAAAGGUUCCAUAGAGAUGUAACACUCAGGGUGUGUAAGAACUGCCAAGUGGAGAAGGCCUGGAUACAUUGAAAGGCAACUCUGGUUUCAUGAAAACAGACCAAAUAGUGGUGAAACCCCAUUGUUAUUCCAGGAAUAAAAGCAGCCCUGGUGUAAGGCUGUGGGAGAGAUACAACAGCUGUGCUGACAUUCAGUAAUGUAACAUGCAUCUUGAAUGGAUAUAUGAGAUAACAUGGCAUCCUGACUGCACUGGGCUUGACUGCAAAGUGGUACAUUUCACAAACAAAUCUACGCUGCCAGCUGAUGUCAAGCUAACUCAUGCCAGUUUCUAUCGAUCCGAAACAUAUUUGCCUUUAUAAAGGACGUGAAGGUCACCUUUGAUUCCAGAUGUUUAAAUGUAAGGGCUUCUCUGUUAAAUCUUGGCCAUACAAACAUAGAUACCAUGGUCAGCCGCCGGUAUCGAUCUCCCCCUAUCUUGACUGCUCGAGCUAGAGUAGCUUUUUCAGCUCUGAGCAAGUAGCAGGCUGUUAUAAGCACUGGGUGCAGUCAUUCGGCUGAGAUAGUUACACACACAAAGCCCGUGUAAUCCACAUGCAUCUAACUUUUCUGCUCCCGUAAAUUCUAUUCUAGAUGUAUUUCAUGACUGAUCACUGUAUACAAAAAUCACAUUCGUUUAAGGCUUCCUUUGAAGGAUCUGUGAGGGACUAAACUUUGAAUUGUGGAUGCACGCGCUAGUUUUAAAUGUAUUUUCAAAUAGCAGGUUCUGCUUUUUGGAUGGCUUCUUAUAUCAGCCAGACACCAUUAUGAUACCAUCGGUUGUGAAUCAGUUAUUCUAUAUGCCAGUGUCACAGUUUAAUUUGGCACCAUGAAAUACAGUGAGGGAGAAGGAAGGGGAUUAAUUGUUUUAAAGUGGGGAUCUUGCUCUGUAAAAAUGACAUGACAAAAUUCCAUGUUUGUCUCUCUUUCACUUACAGAUCCAGUUUGCUGGGUUCACAGGUAAAAAGAUGGUUUUCUAACUGUCCCCAAACUCUACAUGGGACCAGAGAGUAAAGCUAGGUUCUUUCUGGCUCCUGGACCAACACUUGUCCCCCCGGCUCAGAGGAAGUGUAUUAUAGAUGUACAUAUGUGGGGCUCCUAUGGUUGGUUGAAAUGGUUUAAAUUUCACACGUUCCAUCAAAAAUGUUAUUGGAAUUUUGAGCCAAAAAAGAGUGAAAGAUGUUCAGUGAAAUCUUCACAAAACUUCUCUCCCCUCCUUCCCACCCCUCACAUACGUUAGACAAACUUUAGAGCUAGCUGAAAUUUCUAAUAUAUGGAUGCUUGAUUAAGUUUAUAAGAACUUGAAGACUGGAUGAAAUUUCAGAAUUCAAAAAUAAUGAUGAAAAACUUUUUCACCAUUUUUUCUUCAGUUUCUUUUACCUGUUCUAGUUGCACCUUACCCCCAUGUUGAGAUCAUGGUUCUCCUUUGAGUGAGUAUGUACUGUGUACAUUGCAGUGAUAGUGUGUGCAUCCAGUGUACUUGAGUUGGGAGGCACAUGUGCUUGUGUACAUGCACGCAUGCCAUCAAUAGAAUGUAUAUGUACACAACACGUCUUGAAGGACAACAGUUACUGUACAGGUAAAUAACCCCUUCUUCCUGGUAGUGAUAUGUGAGUGAGAAGGAGCCAGCUUGACUCUCAGAUCCAAGGAGAACUUGAAGGGCCACUAGAUUUUAAAAAAUCCUUUAAACUGUAAACUGAGCAACUUUGGUGUUGAAUUACACUGCUUGGAAACCCCCUCCCCCCCAAAAAAAAUUGUGAUCAACUAUUUCACUGGGGGAAAGUGGGGGUUGGGACCCAAAACAAUGUGUUAAAAACUAGAAAUUUUCCACUGGCCCUAAGUCUGGAGCCAGUGAAAGACAGUCACCAUGGAACCCCGCAAUGUCAAUUUUCAGAGUAAAACACUUUUAAGGGAGCCAUUUUCAAAAGGGCCAAGCCCUGGCCUACCUCUGUUCCCACUGAGAUCAACAUUGAAAAUUGCUCUUGAAAAUCCACCUAAGAGCCUCUUCCAUGAUAUUUCCUGGAAGAGACUCUUCAUUGAAAAAAACCAAAAAAGCAAAAAGUAGCACUAGUUUCCUCUAACUUCCAGAUGAAUUUAAAUGAUGAAACAUCUCUUCCAAAGUCUUUUGGUCACUGGCCUUUCUCUCUCCCCCUUCCCAUGUGGAUCACGCUAACAAGUAAUUCUUCUCUUCAUACUAGCCACUAUGGUUCACUAGGCACUGAAUGGGCUGGUGUCUUUUGGUAGCCUAAUGGGAAUCUAAUUGGUGACUCUCACACACUUGGUGCCAUUUUGGGGCAAGUGAGUGUGGUGUUAAAUGGGUUAUAUUAACUCUUUCAGGGCUUCAGGGAAUGGUGUGGCUUGCGGGGAGCAAAGUCCACACAGCUACACCAGAUUGUUUAGUUCUUGGUGGUUUUACUGUGUUAAGUCCCUCAGCAAAGGUUCUUCAGCAGAGUAGGCAGACACAGGAUAAGAGGGAAGGUCCUCUCACGGAUCGGUAACUGAUUCAAAGAUAAGAAACAAAGGGUAGGACUAAAUGGUCGGUUUUCACAGAGGAGAGGGGUAAAUAGCAGGUUCCCCAAGAGUCUGUACUGGGACCUGUUGCUGUUCAACAUAUUCAUAAAUGAUCUGGAGAAAGGGGUGAACAAUGAGGCAGCAAAGUUUGCAGACGAUACAAAGUUACUCAAGGUAGUUCAGUCCAAACCUGACUAUGAAGAGCUACAAAGGGAUCUCAUGAAACUGGGUGACUGGGCAACCAACUGGCAGGUGAAAUUCAAUAUUGAUAAGUGCAAAGUAAUAAACAAUGGAAAACAUAUUCUCAACUAUCCAUACAAAAUGAUAGGGAUCUAAAUUAACUGUUACCAUUCAAGACAGAGAUCUUGGAGUCAUUGUGGAUAGUUCUUUGAAAACAUCCACUUGAUGUUCAGUCAAAAAGCUUGGAAAAGGGAUAGAUAAUAAAACAGAAACUAUCAUAAUGCUGUUAUAUAAAUCCAUGGUACACCCACACCUUG
Molecule: messenger RNA, 4936 nt
Organism: Gopherus evgoodei (Goodes thornscrub tortoise)
Lineage: Eukaryota; Metazoa; Chordata; Testudines; Testudinidae
Gene: MMP17
Product: matrix metallopeptidase 17
Exons: 9
Coding region: 85-1638 (517 amino acids)
Biological process (GO): proteolysis; extracellular matrix organization; collagen catabolic process
Cellular component (GO): extracellular matrix
Molecular function (GO): metalloendopeptidase activity; zinc ion binding
Source: RefSeq, a predicted model, not a curated record